Molecule: messenger RNA, 3845 nt
Organism: Sceloporus undulatus (fence lizard)
Lineage: Eukaryota; Metazoa; Chordata; Lepidosauria; Squamata; Phrynosomatidae
Gene: GSPT1
Product: G1 to S phase transition 1
Exons: 15
Coding region: 256-2220 (654 amino acids)
Biological process (GO): translation
Cellular component (GO): translation release factor complex
Molecular function (GO): GTPase activity; GTP binding; translation release factor activity
Source: RefSeq, a predicted model, not a curated record
GGAAGGCGGUGAGCGGAAGAGGCCUACUACGGCAGCCCGGGGAGGCCCUACUUGCGUCGGCACGCACAUGCGGAGCGGCCGGGCGGCGGAGUGCUGAGUCGGGGUGGCUGCGUGCCCAGCGCCUUUCUUCCUCCUCCUCCUCCGCCGCCGCCGCCGCCGCCGCUUCCUCCUCCUCCUCGCUCCGCCGGCCCUUCCUCGGUUCUCCCUCAGGAGGAGGCUCGUCGAGGCGCAGGGGCUUCUGGGAGGGCGAACAAAAUGGAGGCGAACGGCAGCGGGAGCAGCAGCGACUCGGCUCCCGACUGUUGGGACCAAGCGGAGGUCGAGCCCGGCGCCGGAGACAACAACGACGACGCCUCCGCUUCCGCCUCCGGGGCUCCCUCCGCCGAGGAGGAGGCGGCGUCGGCGGCGUCGGCGGGUGCUCCGAUGGCGUCCCCGCUGGAGCUGGACGAGGAGCAGCUGCUGGGCGCGGCGUUCAGCCGGCACCUCAACGUCAACGCCAAGCCCUUCGUGCCCAAUGUCCACGCCGCCGAGUUCGUGCCGGCCUUCCUCAGGGGACCCGGCCCCGGACCCCCGCCCGCGCAGCAGCCGCCGCCGCCGCCGCCCUCCACGACGCCUUCGGCCGCCACGACGACGCCGACGCCCCCGGCUCACGAGGCAUCAGCAGAAUCUUUACAAGAGGAGCAGCCAUCAUCUUGCGAAGGUUCAAAUGUUGCAGUUAGUAUGGAUGUCUCAGAGCCAGUUGUAGAAAAUGGCGAAACAGAAAUGUCCCCUGAAGAAUCAUGGGACCACAAAGAAGAAGCCAUUGAAACUGAAUUAGCAAGCGGACCUUCUGGCGAUGCAGGGGCUAUUGACGAGGGUAUUCCAGAAAUGAUGGAAGAAGAGGAGGAGAUACCAAAACCUAAAUCAUUGGUAGCACCACCUGGUGCUCCCAAAAAGGAACAUGUAAAUGUAGUGUUCAUUGGACAUGUAGAUGCUGGUAAAUCAACAAUUGGAGGACAAAUAAUGUACUUGACAGGCAUGGUUGAUAAAAGAACGCUUGAAAAAUAUGAAAGAGAAGCUAAAGAAAAAAACAGAGAAACAUGGUAUCUUUCAUGGGCCUUAGACACAAAUCAGGAAGAACGGGACAAAGGUAAAACAGUGGAAGUGGGCCGUGCCUAUUUUGAAACAGAGAAGAAACACUUCACUAUUUUAGAUGCUCCAGGCCAUAAGAGUUUUGUCCCAAAUAUGAUUGGUGGAGCUUCUCAAGCUGAUCUAGCUGUGUUGGUUAUAUCUGCAAGAAAAGGAGAAUUUGAAACUGGCUUUGAGAAAGGGGGGCAAACAAGAGAGCAUGCCAUGUUAGCAAAAACAGCAGGAGUAAAACAUUUAAUAGUUCUAAUUAAUAAAAUGGAUGAUCCGACUGUGAACUGGAGCAAUGAAAGGUAUGAAGAGUGUAAAGAGAAACUUGUGCCAUUCUUGAAGAAAGUUGGCUUCAAUCCCAAAAAAGAUAUUCACUUCAUGCCCUGCUCAGGACUAACUGGAGCAAACCUCAAGGAGCAAUCAGACUUCUGUCCUUGGUAUACUGGGCUUCCAUUUAUUCCAUAUCUGGAUAACCUGCCAAACUUCAACAGAUCAGUUGAUGGACCAAUAAGGCUGCCAAUUGUCGAUAAAUAUAAGGAUAUGGGCACGGUGGUUCUGGGAAAGCUGGAAUCAGGCUCUAUUUGCAAAGGACAGCAACUUGUGAUGAUGCCAAAUAAGCACAAUGUUGAAGUCCUUGGAAUCCUUUCUGAUGAUGUAGAAACUGAUGCUGUAGCUCCAGGUGAAAACCUGAAGAUCCGACUGAAGGGAAUUGAAGAAGAGGAGAUCCUACCAGGAUUUAUACUCUGUGAUAUUAAUAACCUGUGUCAUUCAGGGCGCACUUUUGAUGCUCAGAUAGUGAUAAUUGAACACAAAUCCAUCAUCUGUCCUGGUUAUAAUGCGGUGCUGCACAUUCAUACAUGUAUUGAAGAAGUUGAGAUCACAGCCUUAAUCUGUUUGGUAGACAAAAAAUCAGGAGAGAAAAGCAAAACCCGGCCUCGUUUUGUCAAACAAGAUCAAGUAUGCAUUGCCCGUUUAAGAACGGCAGGAACUAUCUGCCUUGAAACAUUUAAAGAUUUCCCUCAGAUGGGUCGCUUCACCUUAAGAGAUGAGGGUAAGACCAUUGCAAUUGGAAAAGUUCUGAAAUUGGUUCCAGAGAAGGACUAAGCAUUGUGUUGACAAAACCUGCACAAAUAUUGUGAGGGGGGAAAUGACUCUGCAGAAGCCUAUUUCACAUCGCCUUCUUAUUUUCUUCCCAUUUAUAACUUUCUCCCUAUAUUUCGUAAAGAUAACUUUUCAGAGCAAAGGUCCACAUUGUGUCAGCUUUCUCAUAUUGAGAGCUCUGCUAUGCCACUAUUGAAUUUCCCUCUAAGGUUCCUCCCACCUCCUAAAUUCUGUUUCCUUGGAAAAAUUUGGCAAUAGCUUUAUAAGUGAUGUGGACAUACUUGCCUAGAAUUAUGAGGAAAAAAAACAAACUAUAGAAUUUAUGUUAAUUCUCCCCUCCCAGCAUAUUGAAAGAUUUUUCAAGGCAGAUCAUUCAGUGUGCGAGUCUGCGUGCACGUGUUAUAAAGACAAUUACCGUGUUAAUAAACUAUUCAAUUUGAAAUCUUUUUGGUAUCUUAAUUGCUUUUAAAUAAUGUUUUUAUCCAGAUGUAACACCUGUUGGAUUAGCUUUUAACUCGCCAAGUAAUCUGAAUCCUCAGUUACUUAGGCCUUCCUAAAACCCAGCUCUAUCCUUUGCUGUCUCCCCAGCCAAGUUUAAUGAUAAAACAAUUAGAUAAUUUGACAAAAUUUGUACUUAAGAAACUUUCUUUUUCCAUUUCCUUAUGAUGUUUUUCAAAAAUCUUAAUAUGCUCAUGCAACUAUUUAAUUCGUGUUGCAGCACUAUGCACAAAAUUAACCUAACAUAAUUGUUGAGACACAAAGGUGUCUUCCUGUUGUGCUCUGGAGUACAUUAUCAAAUUCUAGCCAACAAAUAUUAGGAUGUUACUUGACAACUCAGUCAAUAAUACUGGUAUACAAUAUUCAGUCUCAACUGAGCUCAACUAUUAGUUGAUAAUCCAAGUUCAUGAUGAUAAAAAUUCAUUUUGUCUUUAAUUUGAAAGACUGGAGAAUCUGUGUGCGUUUUUCUUUAAGAGAUUUGAAUUGAGCCAGAUGGGCCUUACAUAAGUAGUUUGUAUUCAGCGUUCAGCUGACAGCAGCUGGAUAACAUCGCACUGAACUGAUACAAUUUAAUAUUGAAGGUUUUCUCAUUAGAAUUGGGUUUGUAACAAACGCAGGCUAUAAAUUUCUGCACAUGAAAGCAUUCUGAGCUAGAGGGAGGCAAAGUGAAUUACAGGAUUUGUGGUUGGCAGUUCAAAGGAACGGUAGCAAAGCAUAUAUUUGUGCAUAGAUGGCGCAUGGGAUCUGUGCCAUUGUGAAACAAACUGGAGGGAAAGCAGAAAGUGAUUUAUGUGCAAUGAUGCUCAAGUAUUUAAUGGCAAUCUCCACUAUUAGUUUCAUAUAGAAGGCUGGUUCCCAAAAUGGUCCAAAAUGCUUUUCUGAUUAUAUCUUUUACAACUGUAUGUUCAAAGAGUAAUGUGCCCUUUCCCCAAGGUGCAGUCAUGUGACUGUUUCUAAAUUUGAAAUGUUUGCCCCCUCUUUGUUUACUUGUAAUCAUGGAACUCCCAUCCAUUUCACGUAAGGCUACAUUGUAUGGACAAAGCAAAGUUGAUUGUCCUUCAGUUUCAUAUGACUACACUUGUAGCUGCCGUAAUGCAUGAAAAAAUUAAAUAAAUUUUAUUAUGUCUGCA